Messenger RNA from Anopheles stephensi (Asian malaria mosquito), 6524 nucleotides. It is a transcript of the gene Lrch, whose product is annotated as leucine-rich repeat and calponin homology domain-containing protein. The transcript has 9 exons. The record is from RefSeq and is a predicted model, not a curated record. NCBI's taxonomy places the organism in Eukaryota, Metazoa, Arthropoda, Insecta, Diptera, Culicidae. Gene Ontology annotation, molecular function: protein binding. The coding region runs from base 422 to 4168 and encodes 1248 amino acids.
AUCUAGCAUUCUGCUCAGCAUGGCCACAAAGAACAAGUGCAAUUAAUCGAUGGCAAUCGUAUCAGCGUGAAUUUGGGUACACCGCCGGCAGAAAAAUACGCACCAGCUACGAGCCCGGUCGCCCCGGUAGCUCCUAACGGCAAUUACACACCUCUAGCUCUUCUUUUCUCUGCGUUUUGUGAUCGUUUUUCCGGAGUACGGCGUGAAAAAAGAGGGCCCACAAAAUUCGGUUCUGGCUGGGGGGUGAAAAGUGCGUAAAAGUGUUAUUUCCGCUAGUGGUAGUUUGGCAUCCGCGGACGGUCGGCCAAGGAGCAGGGAAUUCGCUAUCUCGUGGUACGAACCCGGUGUGGAAAUCGUAAUCGCUGAUGGACAGACGCAACUCGAGUGCUUCCAGUGUCGAUAGGAGUGUUGCAAUAUAAAUAUGGCUGUUGCUGCCUGUCUGAAAGCGUCCCAGUCAACCGUCGUCUAUUCGGGUCAGGCUCAGCCAACACCACUGGUAGGAAUGAACGGUGGAGGAACCGGUGGUCACCUGCAAAGUCAGCUGACCCGCUCGCUGGAGCGCAUUCUGGAGGAUGCGCAUCUUAGCGGGGAGCUGAAGCUGAGCGGACGCAAGCUAAAAGACUUCCCGAAAGCGGCUGGAAAGUAUAACCUCAGCGACACGGUUAUUGCAGAUUUGUCGAGGAAUCGAUUCUGCGAACUACCAGAAGACAUCACAUGUCUUGCGUUUUUAGAACGGCUUCUGGUCUACCAUAACACCAUCCGCUCCGUGCCGGAAACGAUACGCGGACUGCACUCUCUAACUUAUUUAGAUUUAAGAAACAAUCAGCUAUCAGUUUUGCCGCGCGAAAUCUGUGCUCUACCUCUGCAGGUUUUACUUGUAUCGAACAAUCGGCUUGCGACUUUGCCCGAUGAGCUAGGUCGGAUGGAGAAGCUGACGGAGCUCGAUGCUGCCUGCAAUCAGAUAACGCAUCUUCCCGCGCGAAUGGGCGAUCUUCGCAACAUGCGGUCGCUAAAUUUGCGCAGCAAUCAGUUGGUUUACCUGCCUCGUGAUCUCACCUGCCUACAGUUGGCCUUCCUGGACAUUAGUAGCAACAAGAUUGCCACGUUGCCGGUAGAACUGCGACACAUGACCUCGCUGGUGGAUUUGGAACUUUCGAACAAUCCGCUUACCUCCCCACCUGCAAGCCUCUGUGUGCGUGGAUUGGUGCAUGUCUUCAAGUAUUUGGAAACGAUAGCCUCACGAGAGGAAAAAUCCAAGACGGGUGUCGAUGGCCAUGCAACGCUGCGGCGAACAGCUCUUUCGGCGAAGAAUUCCAGCAGCUGCUUGCUCGAUAGCCAACAGCGGAAUCGGAGGGCACACGUCGACUCCGGAUAUUGCACUAGCGAUGGUGGCUUCGAGGGUAAGCGAUGGAUGCAUGACGAAGAUGCGCACAAUUCCACCACCAGUUCAACGGCAAAAUGGUCCCCUAUUCCUCUGCACUCGGGUUUCACGGUUAUGCCACGCAACGGUAGUAGUAACCAUAACACUACUUCUAAUCCGUCCUCAGGUGGGCCACAGGCCGCGCUGAUAUCUCAUGCAAUCCAUGGUGGUUCAAAUGAUCCGACCGUGGACGGUACUACUGGCAGCAAUAAUGAUGUAUGUUGGGAAGAAGAAUUCCGAAAGAAUGCGGCAUUUCAGGAGCAUCAUCCCGACCGUAAACCGUUAUCGAAUAACAAUAGUAACGAUAUAUCGCCCGAAGGAGAUAUCACACCCGAUGGCACAAAGACGGAUGACAAAGGCCGCACACUAUCCAACUAUCAGACGUACCGCGAGUACAAGGAAGCUUUGCGUCAGCAGCGUAAUCUCGACUCUGUGUAUCGGUCCAAAGAUCAGCCACUCACACCGGACAGUGCGGGAUCAGCGACGGACUCGCCGGUUAGCAACGUUUCUCCCUACACAAAAUCAAUCUCGUCCUCCUCAGUUUACAGCAGCAGCAGCCAAAGCUCGCCCGUAUCGCCGCAUCACACGACAGGCGUUCAAAAGCUUAACCAAAUCAAUGCAAAUCCGAACGGCAUCUACAAUGCGACCGGUGCAACUGGUACGCACUCCAGCCCAUUGCUAUCGCCAAAUCGUAAUGGUAGUCAAGCUUCUACCAUAGAGGACAGUGCUGGCGGAACACCGAAUAAACGACCGGUACAAAAGGUCAUACCGUCGCGCAAUAUUGGGUCAUCCCAUCACACUCACUCACCUACCCAUUUGAAUGGCAAUUCGUCGGGUUCAGCGAGUGUUUCGAAUGGUAAAAUUCCGCUGGCAAACGGUGCCGGGAAAGGAUCGUUGUCUUCGCCAAAUGGAAGCGCUAGCAAUGAGUACGCAUACGUAAAACCAAACAGUCCGUGCAAGUCCACGAGUGGUGCUUUGACGCACAACAAUGUUCCUCCCUCGUCAAUACCAAAACCAACGGCAGCAAAUGGUGCAGCAGGAUUGGGCUCACCGGUGCUAGCUGGAGGCAGUCAGAAACCCUUGACCGCGACAGUAGGCUACGUAAACAACGCUAAACCGGGGCAGAAAACGAACAAGACUGUCUCUUGGAACCGCGACGUGCCUACCGAAAAGUUGAGUUUCACCAUGCGACGAGAGUUCGACAAGCAGAAAGAGGAAACAGAACUUAUUGAGCAGCUGAGGCAAAUAAUUGAAACUCGCCUAAAAAUGUCACUCCCGCAAGACAUUGCGCCCGCAUUGAUGGAUGGUGUCGUGCUGUGUCACCUGGCAAAUCUUGUUCGGCCGCGAUCGGUUGGAAGCAUUCAUGUACCAUCUUCAGCUGUGCCCAAACUAACCAUGGCCCGCUGUCGGAGAAAUGUGGACUAUUUUCUUGACGCCUGUCGCAAAAUAGGAGUAGACGAGGAGUUGAUUUGCUCCUGUCAGGACAUCGUUCCAUCAACCAUGGCCGAACCCCCAUUGGAGGAUAGCGAUCGGAAUGCGAAAGAUGAUGUGGACGGACGUGGAUCGCAGGAAGCAAGUCUUACACCAAGACCUCCUAAUCCGUUGGCGAUGUAUCGAACGAUAGCGGCUUUGCUGAGCAUGCCACCGGUUGCGAGCGCAUUCGUAUCACCGCCCUCACCGUCGGCCAUUGGUUUGCUUCGUCGUCCGCGAUCACCACCGCCGCCGCCGCCGCCGACGCCGCCGCUGCUGCUGCUGCCACCAGCAUCAGUCGUAACAGCUGCUGCAACCAACACCAACAGCUCAGCAGAGCCAGAGAAAAAUUUAAAUUGCGACCCAAGGGCGGCAACGCAUGAUUUAUCCUCGCUAGGUACCGUAGAACCGCAGAGCUUGCGAAUUGUCACUGACUAUGCCUCUGCCGGUGAGAUUCUCGACUACGCUUGCGUGUACAGCCAAAACUCGCAGCACGCUAGCGAGGAUCACAGGAAUGUCCCGGUGACAUUGGAUCUUCCCAAAGGCAAUGCAAAACCAACCAGAAAGCGAAAGUUUCCUUCCUCACGAACCAAUCGCCGAAAUCAUAGUUCAAACGACGUACAGUCAAACCUAAACGAAAUUAUUGAGGAAUGCGAAUAUGACAGUGACAUUGGCAAAUUUCGCUGUCGCACUGCCGACAAUGCUCAGGAUUACGACGACUCGGAAACGAGCCUCACUUCCUGCGACGACGAUCAGAGCGGUGCUGUUUCGGUUGGAGGUGAUGAAAAUGGAGAUGCAUUUACACCGACCAACGCUCAGUCCCCUGCGUCGUUGAGCGAUUGCUUAGUUCGCCGGCAUGUGCCAUCGAACGAUCUGGACACUCCAGUCAUGGGGUUAAAGGCUUUAAAGCCCGACACGAAUGGAAGCGAAAAUUUUAACAUUGUCCAAAGCGACAUCGAUUUCGGGCAUGCUAAAGAGCACAAGGUGGUCACUAAGCGGAUCGAGUUUUUCGAAAAUGCCGCCUCGCCGGGUAGGAAAAUUCUGAACUGUGAAACGCAAACACAGGCAAGCGUAACAAGCGUUGGGGUUUGCACAACACCGGAGCACGGGAUCGUUGAUAAACAGGCGCUUGCAGCCGAGGAAAACAAUACACCGAUUGGUGAAAUCGUCGAUUCGCUUCGCCUUCGACCCGAACCCAAGCAUCCAGUGAUGGAAACGGUCCUGUGCUUAGGAACUUUCCUGUUUACGGUUAUUUACCUUUACCUCUAUCCGUUGUAAUAAUGCUUACUUACGAAUCCCUUUUUUAAUGUGUUCUCAUCAAACGAAUCUGUUAACAUUUUCUUGUCCCUUUGAAACAAUCGUUUUAUUAUUUAAAAAAUAGUCAUUUGUAAAGUUUUUCCACGUGCGCUUACAUGUGAAAUGCAUCACUUCUACUGGAAAGAUCAGGAUUUAAAGCAUUUUUAUUGCAACACGAUUACAAUGUCCACCAGUUUAAUUUAUAUUCACAAACAUUAAUGAUUUCUGUUCUCCCUUCGAAGCUAAGCGUUCUGUUCCAUCUUGAAGAUGGUUUAAUUGGAAGUUAGUUUAGCGUUUAAUGUGCUAUACGCUGCGAUGGUAAGUGAUCAUAUUCGAGCAAUCGAGAAAAGUACAUCACCUAUUUCGCCAAUGAAAAGCUUCAUCUGAUGCAUCUACACAUUUGUUGUCACGCAUAAUACAUACUAGUAUACAUUGAGCAUUCGUACUGUAGAAUAAACAAUGCGUUUGAAUUUUGAAAUGCUAUGUUAAUCGUGGAAACACUCGUUUGAGUUGAGGAGCCAAUCAUUACUCUCGGAAACCGUGCAACACACAGAGAGUGGCUAGUGACGCAUUUCAUUAUGCUUUUAAUUUUAAUUUUGAAGAGGCUUUACCGUUUACGUUGCUGUUUUGUGUUUUCUGCGCAUUAUUUAUUGAAAAAUCCAAAUGUCCACACACAAGGCGCGUUACUUAUUUAUGAGUUAAGCUUUCGAAUGAGGUUCUUUCGAGGAUACAGUGUUGGAUAAUGUUCUUUGUAGUGGACAGAACUUGUCGUAGCUUGAUAGUGCCACGGGCAAAGUGAACAAUCAAUAAUCAAAAGAUGAAAAGUUACUACUACUUAAACACACCAUGGUGGCUAAAAGGCAUGUUGAACAUGUACGUUAGUGACUUAGAAAAGAAAACAGGAACAAACUAUACUGCACACACAUGGGUAAGAGGAAGUAAUGAACACAUAAGAGUUGCCUUAAAAUAAAUGAAACGUUAAGAAAGUAAUGCACCCGCAGAGGAUGUAUGUGUGCGGCUAGAAAUUAGUGCUUUUUCUCAGUGAAUCAAACCAAUCUCAGUUUUUUCCCCAGUUUCAUUUGUUUAGUAAAAAAAAGUAUUUAUCAGGCCGCUAAGAAAUGUUUAAAUUAUCGUCCGCCUUCUAGGCUCUUUGCUCUGUACGAAACAUUAGCUUAGUGAUUAUUGUUUUAAGCAAGAUGGAUAAGUAUCUAGUGAAUAAUUGAACACAUUCCCUUACGUUACGUACUACCAUGAUUUCCAAACGUUUUAAAAUCUCAUUACCAAAUAUUGAAAGUUCAAAUGAUAUAUUUUUUCUACGUAUUAUGUACUCUAGUACUUACUUUGGGGCGGAUCUUAAAUGUAAGGUUUAUUAAGUAUAUUUAAUUUUGUCUGGAUUUUUUUGUAUUAUCUUUAUUUUACACUGCUAAGAAUGAUUUACCUGUUUAUUUGACUUUAAGUUUAGAGCUAUAUUUUCGAGCAACCUUUUUAGAUGUAACAUUGACAGGCGGUCGUCUAUUUACAAUUAAUAACACACCAAAGGGACUUUCAUGGAAUGGAACCAUUGAUGAGAUGUAACCUAAACCAACCGACGGCUGGAGAAUGUAGAACACAAAAAGCACCAAUUGAAAUCCAUUUCUAGGACAAUAGUUUGAACAGUUAAAUGAACAGGCCCUUCCACCAUUUCUUGAAAACGAAAGCGGUUGCAAAGGAAUGUUCUCUACACAGUUGUUGAAUGUCAACCGAUGCAGAUGGAACAUUGAAUAACUUUUAAUAUUCCUAUAUAUUCCUAUUCCAAGAUGAGACAGCUAUUAGUAGAAGAGUGGUGUAGCAGUGAAGCAAAAGCACAUGCCUACCGAUAACAAUUUGCUUGGCAAAGUUUAGAACUGUUUUGGAAAUUGCGUUAACAAACAUUACAUUACAUUGAUUGAGAUUCCGAGAAAAGUGUGCUUAUAUUCCUUCGUUCAUUCCGUAUUUUUUUGCACCAUACUUAAUCAAUCUUAUGCCUUAGGGAACCUUACACGAGGCUUCACAAGCGUGUGAACAGCAAUACUACGACUACAGAUCGUAACCAGGAAAACUACUGUCUUGGACUAUUCAGCUAUCAUAAACCCAGACGCUACGCAAGACUGCUAAUUUUAUUACCAAAAUCGUUGAAUCGUUUUUCAUGUCUAACACGUAUCGCUUGUCUAACAAAAUUAUUAUUAAUGUAUCAACAGAAGAAAAGCAUUAUCACGCUUACACCCAUACGAUGCUGCGUUCUCAUGAGACGACUUUCUAUUGAUUGCCGUUUGCGCUUGAGUUGAUGCAAAACCAAUAAAAACGAUAUAUCUUACGUGUA